Protopolystoma xenopodis is the source of this 972-nucleotide messenger RNA. The record is from the annotation of a GenBank genome assembly. NCBI's taxonomy places the organism in Eukaryota, Metazoa, Platyhelminthes, Monogenea, Polystomatidea, Polystomatidae.
GUUGUACUCUCUUUUCAGUCCGCUAGCUGCCACUUGGACGAUUUUGUAUUCACCUUGAUAUGUAAAUGUCCACAGACCGAAUUAAUAGAUGCGUUGUUGCGAACGCUCAAUUGGCAACUGGCAAUUGCCAAACUCGAACAUGCAACAUCUGUGUUGGAUGAAAAAGAGGAAAAUGGGAUUUGUUUUGAUGCGAAGCAACCUUCAAUUCUCGUUGAAUUGUUUAAGGAUACCUCUUCUACCUGCCCCAAAGAGACUACAGAAACCUUGGCUAAAUUGAAAGCUGAUGCGCCUCAGGAUACUUGUCACCAGGUUCCAAAUACUGUUGCAGAGCAACUAGGACGAACUACUGAAUCAGUUAAUACUAUAGCUACUAUCGAGUCGGAUGGGGGGUCAAGUCAAAUAUCAUCUAGCCUUGCUGGUAGGUUCUUUGAUCGACGCGAAAAACAGGAUUUACCAAAUCAGAGGGAAUCAAAAAUUCGACCUGCUCUUCGAUUGGAGCAGACAGAUCGGAUGUGUCGUGCGGCGGGACGAUUUGUUCGCUCAGUCGCUCGUAUUUAUACCUGCCUAGCCCUUGAACUUACUCCUGAUUAUUAUAAAAAGAAAACCCGUCCCACACUUUCGCAAACACGUCCACUUGAAGUUUGUCGGCACAUUUUCUUCAAACUCGCUCCUAUUGUGCUGGCGGAACUUCCUGUUAUUGCAACCGGCCUUCUGGGUCCAGUCCGGACCGGGGCCCUUCGUCCUUCCGCCUUUUUCUCCCUCUCAACUCAAUCAAAUGAUGCAAUAAACGGCUUGGAGCAAGUGCUUAACAUUGAACGCUCUCAAGCUACCAGGCGUCAAUUAGCUUUACUUUCUGAUGCCCACAGUUCAUUGAAUCUGCGUUCUCACAUGCCUACUUCAGGAGCUCCCGAAAACCGUAGGGACUCUAACUCGAGAGGCCAGCGGCCCCAAACAAAUCCUCUUGGGUUUUGA